AUGAUCAGGCUACAGUCUUCAAUGAGUAACCAUAUUCCUCAGUUCUGUGGUGUUCUUGGUCACACAUUUAUGGAGUUUCUGAAGGGCAGUGGAGACUACUGCCAGGCACAGCACGACCUCUAUGCAGACAAGUGAACUGUAGAAAUUCAUUACUACUCCACCAAGAAGCCCCCCUAAGAGUGGUUGACCAGGAUAAGUA
Messenger RNA from Pezoporus occidentalis (night parrot), 199 nucleotides. RefSeq lists its product as uncharacterized. The transcript has 2 exons. The coding region runs from base 1 to 135 and encodes 44 amino acids. Lineage: Eukaryota; Metazoa; Chordata; Aves; Psittaciformes; Psittacidae. The record is from RefSeq and is a predicted model, not a curated record.